Messenger RNA from Miscanthus lutarioriparius, 2520 nucleotides. NCBI's taxonomy places the organism in Eukaryota, Viridiplantae, Streptophyta, Magnoliopsida, Poales, Poaceae. The record is from the annotation of a GenBank genome assembly.
AUGGCGGAUCAGAACGAUGAGGAGUCGGGUAAAGCAGGGAAGAAGAACCCGCCACCUCCAUCGAUAUCGCCAAUGGACAUCGGCGCAUCGACAUCGACAUCGGCAUCGGCAUCGACAUCGACAUCGACAUCGGCGGAGUACCAGCUGAAGAAGUACCUGCUGCUGCUGGCCACCCUGGUGGCGACGGUGACCUACGCGGCGGGGCUCAACCCGCCGGGGGGUUCCUGGCUGGAGGACGACACCGACACGUCGUCGCGGCACUUGGCCGGCGACUCCAUUCUCCGGGAGACCAACUACAUCCGCUACAUCGUCUUCUACUGCUUCAACGCCAUCUCCUUCGCGGCGUCGCUCGUCGUCAGCCUCCUGCUCCUCCUCCUGCACAGGGGCGACCAGGGCUGGCUGCUCAAGCUCACGCGGGCGGUCAUGGUGGUCGACCUGCUCAGCCUCAUGGGCGCCUACGCCGCCGGAGGCAGCCACGACAGGUUCACCACGGUCUGCGCCGCCGGGCUGGUCGGCGCCACCUUUGCUUGCAUCAGCUUCGUCGUCCCCUGCAUGAUAUUUAAACAAGACAAGGCGGCAACCGCAACGCGGUCGCCGGGCGACAACCACGAGCACGACCACCACCACGAGCACGACCACGAGCAGUCCAAGCACGAGAUCCUGCUGGUGCUCGCCAUCUUCGUGGCCACCAUCGCGUACGUGGCCGGGCUGAACCCACCGGGUGGCUUCUGGCGGAGCACAGAGGAAGGUCACCACACCGCCGGCAACCCCGUGCUGCAGGGCUUCCAUCCGAUCCGCUACAAGUUCUUCUUCUUCAGCAACACCGCCGCCUUCGUCACGUCGCUGCUGGCUAUCACCUUCACCGCCUACGAGAAGGUGGACCUCAAGGCUGUCAAGGUUCCGCUGUGUGGGCUCAUCAUCACGGGGAUCUUGGGCCUCGCCGGCGCCUACGCCGCUGGAAGCUGCAGGGACAGCAAGCACACCGGCUAUGUUCUAGCCCUAAUUGUCCCAGUUCUUGGCUGCAUCUUUCUACAACGGUUUCUUGCCAUCAAUCUGCAACAUCACUUCAGCUUUGGUAGCGGGUCAACAGGCAGUGGAGAACGCAAUGAUCUGGAGAAGCCUCGUGAAGUCAUUCAGUUGCUUGCCACUCUUGCGGCGACGGUCGCUUACCAAGCAGGAGUGGAUCCACCUGGCGGCGUCUGGGCUGACAACAGGGAGGGCCACAUCGUCGGAGACCCGAUCCUCCUGACGACGCAUCCCGGGCGGUACAGGGUCUUCUUCUACUUUAACUCGGCGGCCUUUGUGGCGUCCCUGGUCAUCAUGGUGAUGCUGCAGAGCGAGCGCCUCGUGAGAGGGCACGCGCUGGAGGCGGCCAUGAUCCUGGACCUGUUCGGCCUUAUAGGCGCGUACGCCGCCGGGAGUAGCAGGGACACGAGCACCUCCAUCUACACGCUCGCCAUCGCCGGCGGCGUCCUUGUCUACGUGGUGAUCCACGUCGUGUUCUUCACGCUAGACCACCACCACCCCGGCAGCAAGAAGGGCGGCGGUGAGGAAGCUAAGAAGGAGGAGGAGGAUAUGAUGGAGAAGAAGCGCGAGGUGCUGCUGCUCCUCGCAAUCUUGGCGGCAACCCUCACCUAUCAGGCUGGCUUGACGCCGCCGGGCGGCCUGUGGGAGAACGGGCGCCGCGCCGGCUUCCCGGUGCUCCUGGACAAGUACCCUCGCCGUUACAAGGCCUUCUUCUACUGCAACGCGGCGAGCUUUAUGGCGUCCGUGGCGCUCAUCGUGCUCCUCCUCAACCCGACCCUGUAUGGGCCGGGCAUCAAGUGCUACGCGCUCUUUGUCUGCAUGGUGGCCGGCAUGUUCGGCCUCAUCGGUGCCUACGCUGCCGGAAGCUCGCUGCAUCUGGGAACCUCCAUUGUUGACCUGGCAUUGGUUAUCGCGGUCUUCGCAAUCGUAGUCUAUGUGGCCAUCAUCCGCCAUGGUCAACAGCAAAACAAGGAGCCGCCUAAAGGUGAAGCAGAAGGUAGCAAGAACCAGUCCUCAACGACGACGACUGAAACGACACAUGGUCAGUCUUCAGACGUGAUGAUGGCCAAGUACCUGAUGCUGGUAGGGAUACUGGCUGCCAGCGUCACCUACCUCACCGGCCUGAAACCACCGGGUGGCCUGUGGAGGGAGGACGGCGCCGGGCACGACGCCGGCAACCCGGUCCUCUACGACGUCGACAGGCAUCGGUACAACGCUUUCUUCUACAGCAACUCCACUUCCUUCAUGGCUUCCAUCACCGUCAUCGCCCUGCUGCUUUCGCGGAUGAUACUUGGAAGCAAAAGCAACAAGCCUCUUUGGCCCAUGCACACGGCCAUGCUGCUGGACAUGCUCGCCCUCCUGGGAGCCUACGCGGCAGGCAGCGCUCGGGACUGGUGCACGUCCAAGGAUGUCGCCCUGCUUCUCUUCCCUGUUCUUGCCUUCGUUUUGCUGCUCUUCUUCUGGAAGAAAGGACCACAACCUGCCAACACCUAA